Messenger RNA from Onychostoma macrolepis, 2074 nucleotides. RefSeq names its product caveolae associated protein 4b (gene cavin4b). Gene Ontology annotation, cellular component: cytoplasm; caveola. The coding region runs from base 260 to 1216 and encodes 318 amino acids. The transcript is spliced from 2 exons. The record is from RefSeq and is a predicted model, not a curated record. Gene Ontology annotation, biological process: regulation of gene expression. Lineage: Eukaryota; Metazoa; Chordata; Actinopteri; Cypriniformes; Cyprinidae.
GUGUCUGGCCUUUGAACCUUGUGUUCCCUAUAUACAGGAAGGGUGGAGCUUCUAUAUUCUCCAGAACGUCCAUGAAGCUCCAGUCAGAGGGCAAGUCCGUCUCAUCCAAGCGUCUUCCAGGGCCCACCACGGCCCCACGAUCCAACAACCCACCCCAUAACCCAACACCCCCUUGUGCACCAACAGAAAUCCACCGAAGCAGGACCUGAGACCUUCGGCAGUUCUAGUCUAGGGUCCUCACUGGGUUACAAGGACAAGCAUGGCUGACAAACUGGGACUGGCAGGCGUGACGGACGAGCCCAGCACCCUGAACAUCUUCACUCUGUUGGAGAGGGUGUCUGGGAUCAUAGACAAUGUGCAGGCGUGCCAGCAACGCAUGGAAGAAAGGCAGCUGGAGCUGGAGAACACCGUGAAGACCAUCCAGGUGGACGUGGUGAAGUUGACGAAGGAGCACACGGCGACGAGUAGCACCGUGGAGAAACUUCUAGAGAAAACACGCAAGGUCAGCUGUCACGUCAAGGACGUUCGUGUGCGGGUGGAGAAGCAGAACAUGCGUGUCAAGAAAGUGGAGGAAACCCAAGUCGAGCUGCUGAACAAGAACAAGUUCCGCGUCGUCAUCUACCAGGGAGAUAAUGAGGUCCCAGCUGUACCUGCUUCUAAAGCAUCUCCGAAGGGGGCAACAGGCGGAGACGCUUCCUUAGACCCUGAUGCCCCAGAGGCCCCGCUUCCAGACUCGGACGAGGAAUACAUGGUCGUUGAGGAGGCAGACUCAUCUACUGCUGCCAAACUAAAGAAGACUGGCCUGAAGCGCAUCGAAAGCCUGAAGCAGACCUUCUCCCGUGAGAACAUGGCUAAGACCAAAGAGAAUCUGGGCACCAAGGUCAACAAGCUGGGUGAGCGCAUAGUAACGGCCGAAAGGCGUGAGAAAAUCCGCCAGUCUGGGGAACGGCUGAAACAGUCUGGCGAGCGUUUCAAGGAAACCAUCACGAAAACCGUGCCAGCAAAACUCAACCUGAAGAAGGAAAGGACGGUGGCUGAAGGUCAGGAAGGAGCAGAAGGGACCACGGAAGGAACGGCACCCGUCCCACCACCGAAGGGCCGCAAGGCCAGCCCUGGAGUGGCCUACACGGAGCCAACGGAGAAACAAGAAGGUCCAGACGAGGGCAAGGGCGAGGAAUCAGAAGUGCCAAUGUAUGAUAUGAAGCAGCUUUCUUAAGCGGCAAGUCUUGACAGUCACAUUUGGGAAAGACUCAUGUACAGAUAUGAAUUCGAUUAUGGAGAACUUGAAGGUGGAAAGAUUGGGAAGAUGAGAGAUCUUGCUUCUAAGUGUGUGGAUAAGUGGAUGGUUCUAACGACAACUGAAUGAACGAAUUAAGGAAGUUGUACAUUACAAACAAAAUCCAUAGUUUUUUCUUCUUUUUUUUUGUUGAUUUUCUUGUUUACAUCUGUUAUGGACUAUGAAGGGUUAUAAAUGUUAAACUAAUGUACUGAGAUGACUAGGCUAUGGGUUGUAAUUUAAAUUCAGCCAAAAACAUGGUGCACUCAGUGAUUUUCUUUGUCUUUAUUCUGUCACCUGUGGGAGUGGAUGCAGCAUCAUGAAAAAUCAAGGUAUGAUAGUAUAUCCACUUCAGGUAGAAUUUUGUAAGACACUGAUGUCUAUACAUUCUUCAGGGGUAAAAUUCUUUGAGGAAAAAUGACUGAGUGCACCUUUUAUGGAUUGACAUUAUUUGUUAGGUGUGUGUAAAAAUAUUUUGAAGAAAUUUCUUUGAAUGGCUGAAUUUACAAAUAAUUCACAGAGAAGUAGAUUUUGGACUUUCUCUGGUGGACUUUAAAUAUAUCCUGGUGUCAACUGACAUCCAGCAUGUCAACAGUGGAUGAGUUAAGAAUUACAUUUUUCAGUUUAGAUGUUGUAGUGGUUUUUGGAAUAUAACAAACUGUGCAGACAAGUCAUUUAUGAACAAUAUUUUUCUGUUCCUUUCUGUGUAAACUCUGAAAAACAACUUUUGCAGUCUAACCUUGGUGAUCAAACAUCACCAUUCAGUUGUAGUAUUUUUAAAUAAACAUAUCAACUCAA